Messenger RNA from Peromyscus eremicus (cactus mouse), 683 nucleotides. RefSeq names its product single-pass membrane protein with aspartate rich tail 1 (gene Smdt1). The transcript has 3 exons. NCBI's taxonomy places the organism in Eukaryota, Metazoa, Chordata, Mammalia, Rodentia, Cricetidae. The coding region runs from base 16 to 435 and encodes 139 amino acids. The record is from RefSeq and is a predicted model, not a curated record. Gene Ontology annotation, cellular component: uniplex complex; mitochondrial inner membrane. Gene Ontology annotation, biological process: calcium import into the mitochondrion; mitochondrial calcium ion homeostasis.
UGCGGUUUCCCGUGUAUGUCCAGAGUCUCGCGAGGCUUGGAGGCGGGUCUUCUGCGAGAGGGCUGCCCCGGACGUGCGGGGUGUGGAUCCCUGCGAGGGGCGGAGCUGGAGAUGGCGUCCGCAGCGGCUUGCCGGCUGGCCCGGAGAGCAGUCCUACCAGGGCCUCUCUGGAGCGGGCCGAGGGGGACGAGAGGUGGCGAUGUUUCCGCCGUACCGGGUAGCUCAGGUCGCAGCCUGGUACCGUCGAGGUCAGUCAUCGUGACUCGCAGCGGAGCCAUUUUGCCCAAGCCGGUGAAAAUGUCCUUUGGUCUCCUCCGUGUCUUCUCCAUUGUGAUCCCUUUUCUCUAUGUUGGGACACUCAUUAGCAAGAACUUUGCUGCUUUACUUGAGGAGCAUGACAUUUUUGUUCCAGAGGAUGACGACGAUGACGAUUAACAGGGCAUGGAGAAGAAGUACAGAAAGGAGAAAGCACUAACAGACGAAGUGGUGGCAUGCUCGGCUCCCUCCCUAUUGGCAGAAGGGUCAGGGAAAGCCCUCAGCCUUACCUCACGGUUUGUGACAACAGCCCAGAACCCUAUGCUUUGGGAGCUUCCCUCAAAUGUGCUGUCCACAGACAGAGCACUGGAAAUAACAAGCAAGCCAACUACAAGUAACGUAAUAAAUACGAGCUGUGUAUGACUGAA